Exophiala viscosa is the source of this 1385-nucleotide messenger RNA. RefSeq lists its product as uncharacterized. The record is from RefSeq and is a predicted model, not a curated record. Lineage: Eukaryota; Fungi; Ascomycota; Eurotiomycetes; Chaetothyriales; Herpotrichiellaceae. The transcript has 3 exons. Bases 12 to 1319 code for a protein of 435 amino acids.
CAGUCGAUGACAUGAUUGCGACUGGUAAGGCAACGCUGCCGCAUGAGGACAGCGAAGCGAGGCCACAAUCACGAUUUCCUUCUGUCGAUGCCGUUGACGAUCUCGACAGCUUCAAAAGUGCAGCCAGAACUCUACUUAGUAUUCAUCGAGAUGAAAUAGCCCAAAGAGACGAGCAUAUAUCGAAACUGAGAGCCGAACUGCUCAGGGUUCGAGAAGGUCUUCAGGCGCUGGAAAACCAGAGCCUCCUGGGACAACCUCUGCAAGAUGUCGCGGAUCAUAGCGACAAAGAAUGGACAUUUGUGCAGUCAAUGUAUGCACCGGAGCUUGGAAAGGAGUCACAGGAACAAGUCUCUGGACGAAUCGAGAACAUCUGGGCAUCCUGCCUGAAAGCAGUUCAAGAUAUCAUGGCACAAGACGCUCCACUUGAGUCAAUUUUGGACAUGAAUAAUUUAGGCCUGCAAGAAAACGAACAGGUAAUGACCAUCGUUGAACUUUUAACCGAACCGUCAGACGCUGCCUUUGCGAGCCGGACGCGUACAGUACUCGUCCUAGCCCUUCUGGCAAAGGCUCUAGAGGAGUACAUAUUGACCCCGAAUUAUCUUCUCGAAGACGAUAAUGAACUCAGGUACAUCUUGAGCAAGAUGACUGACACGAAGAAGAAAGCCCACUUCAGAGGUCUGCUCUUGUCGAUAUCCGAGGAAGACGGCUUCAAAGAACCAGUCAGACUUUUCAGAGUGGAAAACGCGUUGGACAGUAUCACCAAACCCCUCGAAGCAGUGUAUCAGGAGGACUUCCGUGACAAGCUCAGAUCGAGGCUGGAACAACUAUUGGAGGGUAUUAUGACUGCCUGGGAGCCAGCUCAACACUGUGAAAGCCAUUUGGAAGUCAGCACUAUGGCGAAACGUGAUGGACGGGAGUGGAGGACGCUGCGUUUCGAAGGCGACACUGCCAAUCUGGUGACAGUCAAGUCAGAUGCCUUCGAAGCGGAUCCCGUGCUCAUGACACUCUUUCCAAGGGUAUGCAUCAUCGAUAGAAGCAAGAAACCUGCAUUCACGACAGUAUUUCCAGGUGUCGUCUUUCAAAGGUCACAAGCCACAGUUGAGGUCGCUGACGUGGAGGUGAAGAGUGUUGAAAUACCUGGUGUUCCGACCACUGAGCUAGUGGCCAUGGAACAGAUGGGUGGAGUGGCGAAAGAGAAUGCAAAGGCCGACGAGGCGGAUUCCCGCAUUACAGGGUCUGAGUCUGAAGGGUCGUCUGCUUCAAGUGACGAGACCGAAGGGAGCGAGACCGAGUCAAAUGACGGUGAUGAAGAAGCCUGAUACAAUGGCUUCUUAACGAGGGAGGAAGUCAUGAACGCCAAUCGACCACUAAUUGCCGACCAGGGU